AUGCCACCUGAGAAAGCUCAAACAAACAAGAAAGCUCAAACAAGAUGGAUUGAAGACGGCAUGUUGAUUGCACUGCUAUUUAUGGCAGUCCUGAACAGAGUAGCCAGUUUGACUGCCCUUUACCGUCAUACUCCCAUUCGUCGUGAUUCAGUCUACCAUCCAGAUACUGUAUCAGGGCCGUGCACAUUCCCUGUCCCCUAUACGAAGGAGUUCGACAUUUUCUGUCAGCUCGACUACCACAAGACAACGUACAUCUGCGACCCGGCCGGGGUUUUGUCUCGAACCGAAAUAGAGAUGUUGGACCACACUGUGCAUCUGCUGAACAUGACGUCUUGUUUCUGCUCGUCGACGUGCGGACGAGGUCGAAAGAAGCUAGGCAUCGUCAUCGUACCAGCCGCCAGCAUAAGCAGCAUAAUCUCAUGCGACUCGUCAUUGGACUUCGCUCCCCCUACUUCACUUCCAGCUGCGGCUUACCUAUUUGCGCAGUUACUCAGUCGACAUUGGUCAACUCACUGCACUGCUGAUUUGAUGAUCGUCUAUAUUCGUUCCUGGAAUCCGGACCGUAUUCGGAAGCCUUUCAUAGUUCCAGUCUACUCAAAUGCUCUGGAACGUCUCCAACGAUACAGCCAUCCGACGUCAGUAUCGUCACGGGAGCCAGUUUUAGUCGCCCUUCAAGCCGCCAUCCGACACGCAAAUCGUUUGAUCGAGGCUGAAUGGACUGAUAUGAACACGUCAAUUCCGCAUUGGGCAAUGGGAUUAGCCUGCGGUAUGGUAGCAAUAGUGAUUCUUUCCGUUUACACUGCCAACUGCAUUACGAAUCGGCUUGACAGGCCUCAGAAGCAGCGUUCAGCAGUAGCUGGUGUGCGGAAGAAUAGCGAUCGCUUUCGAGCUGGCUUUGGCGGUGGCAUGAUGAUGAACGCGUCCGCUCAGCAGAAACGAAGUGUGAUGAUGUUUCGAACGUUCUCGAAAACUCCUGCACGGAACGGUGCCUCCAACAGACUUUAG
Haemonchus placei is the source of this 1005-nucleotide messenger RNA. NCBI's taxonomy places the organism in Eukaryota, Metazoa, Nematoda, Chromadorea, Rhabditida, Trichostrongylidae. The record is from the annotation of a GenBank genome assembly.